GCCACGGGGAGGCUCCUCCCCUGGGCCUGCCCCCACGAGGGCCUGUCACGAGGCAGCCGGGCCGGCGCGCAGGGGCCUGUCUCUCCGAGGCCGGGCGCGCCACCGGGCCGUGCCGCCGCCGCCGCCGCCCAGCUCCGCGCGCCAAGCCGCGCCCCGGUGAGAGGCGCUGCCGGGCCCGCCGCGCUCCCGCCUCCCUCAGACCCUCCCCUCUCCCACCCUGCGCGCGGCCGGCGCCUGCGUCGCUUGAUGCCCCGAGAGCAGCCGCGCGGCCCGCGGGGCUCGGGCCAGAGGCAUAUUAUGGAACCGAGCCCGGCAGGAGGAGGUGGGGGUCCAGGCGAACCAGCACACGCAGUGGCACUGCUGCGGGGUCUGAGUGCACUGCGCUCUGAGCGGAGCCUGCUUGAUGUGACAGUGGUGGCCGGGGGCUGUGAGUUUGGGGCACAUCGAGCUGUGCUAGCUGCAGCUUCUGGCUACUUCCGUGCCAUGUUCGGCGGGUCACUGCGGGAGUCCCGGGCCGAGCGGGUGCGGCUACAUGGGGUGGACCCUGAGUGCCUGGCACUGCUGCUCGACUUUGCCUACACUGGUCGGGUGGGGCAGCUGGGCCCCGACAUCGCAGAGCGGCUGCUGCGUGCCGCCGACCUACUACAGUUCCCAGCCGUGAAGGAGGCAUGUGGCACUUGGCUGGCCCGGCAGCUGGAGCCGGCCAACGCGCUGGACAUGCAGGACUUCGCAGAGGCCUUUGCUUGCCCAGCCCUUGCGGCUGCCGCUCACCGAUUUGUGCUGCGCCAUGUGGGUGAGCUGAGCACGCAGUUGGAGCGGCUGCCGCUGGCGCGGCUCAUCUCCUACUUGCAGGACGAUGAGCUGUGUGUGCCCAAGGAGGAGGCCGCCUUCCAGCUGGCACUGCGUUGGGUGCGUGCUGACCUAGCUGCCCGUGCCCCGCUGCUGCCGCAGCUCCUGGCCCACGUGCGCUUGCCCUUCGUGCGCCGUUUCUACCUGCUGGCGCAUGUGGAGGGCGAGCCCCUGGUGGCGCGUUGUCAGCCCUGUCUGCGCCUCCUGCGGGAGGCCCGCGACUUCCAGGCUGCUCGCUAUGACCGGCACGACCAGGGGCCAUGUGCUCGCAUGCGGCCACGACCCUCUACCGGCCUGGCAGAGAUCCUUGUGCUCAUUGGUGGCUGCGACCGUGAUUGCGAUGAGCUGGUCACCGUUGAUUGUUACAACCCACGUACGGGGCACUGGCGCUACCUGGCUGAGUUUCCCGAGCACUUGGGUGGCGGCUACAGCAUAGCGGCGCUGGGCAAUGACAUCUACGUGACAGGAGGAUCAGAUGGGUCAAGGCUCUAUGACUGUGUCUGGAGAUACAACUCCAGUGUGAAUGAGUGGACAGAAGUUUCUCCAAUGUUGAAAGCAAGAGAAUACCACAGCUCUACAGUCUUGGAUGGACUGUUGUAUAUUAUAGCCUCAGACAGCACAGAACGUUAUGACCACUCCAUAGACGCCUGGGAGGCUUUGCAGCCUAUGUUGUACCCAAUGGACAACUGUUCUACCACAUCUUGUCGUGGCAAACUCUUUGCUAUUGGCUCUCUAGCAGGCAAAGAAUCCAUGGUUAUACAAUGCUAUGACCCUGAAACUGACCUCUGGUCCCUCGUGAACUGUGGACAGCUGCCUCCAUGGUCUUUUGCACCAAAAACUGUGACUCUUAAUGGACUCAUAUACUUUAUAAGAGAUGACUCCGCCGAAGUGGAUGUUUACAAUCCAAUGAAGAAUGAAUGGGACAAAAUCCCUCCUAUGCUUCAGGUUCACGUUGGAGGGAGCUUGGCUGUGCUUGGUGGGAAGCUCUAUGUCUCUGGUGGCUACGAUAACACAUUUGAACUUUCAGAUGUGCUGGAAGCUUAUGAUCCAGAAACUCGAAUGUGGAGCAUAGUGGGACGGCUGCCUGAACCUACCUUCUGGCAUGGAAGUGUCAGCAUAUUCCGACAGUUCAUGCCACAAACUACACAAGACGACGACAGUAUUGCUCUGGAUAAUGCCAUUAACCUAAACAGGCAGCGCCAGAAUCUGCAUAAUCAGAAUCUUAAUGAGUUACGUUAACAGUAGAAAAACUUAUCUCUGUGGCUUGAAGUGAAUUCAUUACAAUUAACCAGUGUCAAUUUGGGGGAGGGCAGGAGGCAAACUGGUGCUUGGAAACUCUGAAAUGGAUUGAUCAGUAAUUGCAAGCAGGAGGAAAUAAAAACCCUGAAAGAUUAAAAUGUUGUAGGAAGCAUAGUUGGCAGAAAGUUAGAGGCCUCUUUGGGUGCAUUGUCCCUCAGCACUUUUCUGUGGAUGGAGAAGGUGCAGCAUUAACCACAGAAAAGCUCUGAUAUGAGAACUCUGGAAAAAACAGAUAUUUUUAAAAAAUCACUUGUUACUCAAGCACCACUAUUGCAGGCAGCAUUGCGAAGCUUUUGAUCAGACAGUUGUCAAUAGUACCCUGCAGGCAGCGUCUUUCCACAUCCUAACAUUUCCUAUUUGCCACCAAAUUCCAUUCUUUGUGGGGGGGGUUUAUGGAACAUAGAAGAGAGGAAGGACCAAAGUUUGCUAGUACCAGAGGCUCUCUGAAAGGGGAGAGAUUGGUUUGGUAAGAUAUGCCUUCAGAUCUAAUACUCCGCUCAGUGCUCCAGAGGAAGAUAGACCACUUGCCCAGGUCCUUGCCAAUAUGGUCUGAGGGAAAAUUCGACCCACAAAGUUUGGGUUCAUUAUAGAUGUGCAGAUAUGAGGAUAUAAAUAUCUAGCCCUAAAUAUGCCGAGAGCCACAAUAAAGUUUGGUCACUCUUCAUGCUUUCAUGAAGAACCUAUUAAAUUGCUAAAAAGGUCAAUGCAAGGAUAUUAAGGUUGAGAGUCAUGAAGUUUGAAAUUUCCCUCCCCCGCUACCUUAAAUGUGUGAUAAAUUAAUUGUUAAACCCGUACAGUACUGUAAGUUUUUAUACAGAAUUUUCAUUACUCCAAGCAGCUUGUGCUUUUAUUGGUCCUUACUAGAAUGAUGUCUCUUUAGAAACUUUGCAUUUUAAAAAUGAUUCACAUUCACAAACUUAGAUUGAGGGAAAUGUCAAAUACAUUUCAAUUUCUUUUUUUAAGCAAAUAUCCAUCUGAGAAGAAGAGUGGGGAGAGACUUUAGAGGCUGGGGGCUCAUGUCAAAGAUCUCUUGGAGAAGAACCUCCAUCGACAUUCAAAUCUGGAUAACAUUUUUGUUUCUAUCAAAUUGUUUAGUCUGCAGUUGAACUUGGCAGAGAAAUCUCUGCAGUAUGGUCUUGUCUCGUGAGGUUAUUUGCUAUUUAUUAUUGAUGUUCCAUAAGCUCUAAAGACUUUAACUUGACUCUUUUUAUCAAGAAUGGCAAAAUUUGUGCUAGAUUGAGCAGACAGGUCCUGGAUAGUAGUUGGGGACACUAAAAUGCAGAGGGUGUAUUCUCACCAUUUAGACACUAAGGAAGUAGAUCAGAAUGGUAUUUUUAGGGGAGAACUUAUUUAAAGAGAGGAAGUAUAGAAGAGCUUCCUUGGGAACUGUCCCAUGGAUUUGAGCAAAGUAAUUUAUUACACAGUAUUUGGUAUAUAGAAAAAUUUUAUGCUGCUUCAAACAUUUGAUAAAGUAUUGUGGCUAAGCUAAGGUAAAUUUACGGUUUAUAAUGGAUCAAUUUGUUGAGUGAUAGAACCUACUAAUGUUAAUAUUACACAUGAGAAUUGACCUUCAUCAAAAUAAUUUAAAGCAACUGUUGGAAUUUUUGAGCAGUUGGUAAAUGCUAAUCAGGGCCUUUAGUUAGUUCAUAGAGACUGAAUUUUGUUCAGAUCUCUAUUGCUUUUGUAAUCAGUAAGUUCUGCUUUCAGAUUUAAAAAAAAGAAAAGGAGUACUUGUGGCACCUUAGAGACUAACCAAUUUAUUUGAGCAUAAGCUUUCGUGAGCUACAGCUCACUUCAUCGGAUGCAUACCGUGGAAAGUGUAGAAGAUCUUCUACACUUUCCACGGUAUGCAUCCGAUGAAGUGAGCUGUAGCUCACGAAAGCUUAUGCUCAAAUAAAUUGGUUAGUCUCAAGGAGUACUUGUGGCACCUUAUUCUUUUUGCGAAUACAGACUAACACGGCUGUUACUCUGAAACCUUUCAGAUUUAAGUGAUCUGGCAGGCUUAAUUCUAUUUCCUGUAUUUAACCUGAGCAAGCAGAUUUCAAUGGAAGAGGAAAUUUCCUGCUAAUUUCCUGAUUGAAUGUCUGGCUGUUGCUACAGAGCUCUUAAAUUUCAAAAUCCAGCAUGAUCUAGUUGAAAACAAGCAUUAAUGUCUUAGGAAAGCAUGAUGAAGUGAAACAGUGGGUAAGAUUGUAGCUGUGCACUUUCUCAGUGGGAAAACUGUAUGAAUUUAAACUUCACCUACUCAUGACAAACCCAGAUAUUAAAUCACACAAAUCUUUAGGCUUCUUCAUUUGGAAGAUGCUGUAGGAUAUCCUAACUCACUGAAAUGUCCUAAGUUCCCAAGGGAGAAAGCAUUUUCUCUUGAGCUCUUGAGUCUAUUCUCUCUGGAACACUUCCUCUCUAUUCGCAAAAAGAAAAGGAGUACUUGUGGCACCUUAGAGACUAACAAAUUUAUUUGAGCAUAAGCUUUCAUGCUCACGAAAGCUUAUGCUCAAAUAAAUUUGUUAGUCUCUAAAGUGCCACAAAUACUCCUUUUCUUUUUGCAAAUAGAGACUAACAUGGCUGCUACUCUGAAACCUUUCUCUCUAUUGCAAACUUUCAGCAGAGAUUCUUCCCAUUAUCCUGAAUUAGGACCACUUUUAAACUUUGACAGGUAAUUGACAGUGCCUUACCAGAAUGUAGCUUAAGACAGGGUUAUAGAACAACUAGAUUGUGUUGGUAGACUUCAGUCUACCAAGACUUCACAGUGGGUGGAACAAAGUGACUGAAUAAAUCAACUUGAUAGAUUUGGCAAACUUUAACUUCUGUUUUGUUUUGGUAACCUCACUGAGUUUCCUACUUGGGAGUUGGGAAUACCAAUCAGUGGACCAUUUGGUUAUUUCAGUCAGGCUUUUUAGUAUCACAAAUUUAUAGUAACCAGUUGGAAAUCUAAAAAGAAAGGUUUCAGAGUGGUAGCCAUGUUAGGUUGUAUCAGCAAAAACAAUUAAGGUGCCACAAGGACCCCUCGUUGUUUCUACAAAGAAAGGAUAGUUCUGUUAUGUAUUCCCCUCUCCCUUAGCUCUUGUUUAGCUGGUGUGCAAGCAAGAACAUGGGAUAGCUUCUUAUUUGAGGCUUACAGCUCUAUAAACAUGUUUUUGUUCCUGAAAAUAUAUUUAAUAUGCUUUUAGCUCCUGUGCUCAGUUCUCAAGCGAAUGUUAAGCAAGAUACAGGGCUCGUUUUGGUGAAGCUUGCCUAUUUCCUUGGAAGAAUGCAGUGAAUUGAUGCAAUUUCUUCACUUCUGGCUGUAGAAUACUAUGCCAGCAAGCAAUUUGUGUCCCCACAAAAGUUAAACUGAAACCUCAAGUCAGUCUCUCUUCCACUGAGCUUGUGCAGUUAUUGUAAUGGGAGUGAUACACACAACCAUGUGGUGCUCAAUAGGGUGCCAGUUAUUCAAGACAUGUAUUCAAGUCCAUCUUAAGAUGUGGAGCACUGCUGCCUACAUGUUGUAAUUUAGUAUAACUUAAUUUGCAUAGUAGAAUGGUAAAGUAUUUAUGCUGAACUAUUAAAGUAUAUUUAUGUAGAACAUUCUCCUACUGUAGUGCUCUCUGCUGGACCUGUGUCAUCUUGAAGUUCCAAAACCAGCUGAAUAAUUAGGUUUGUGUUUAUAACUUUUUUGUAGACUUUCAUUGUGUCCAAACCUUUAAAUACUGUUUAAAUACCAUCCUUUGAAGCAAAGGCAUUUUACAUUUUGACAGAUUUUGGAUUUUUAUUCUCAUACUUUCGUUUUUAAACUUCUUUGAAAUGAUCAAGCUAAAUAAAACAUGUAAAAUGUAAA
Messenger RNA from Chelonia mydas (Green sea turtle), 5965 nucleotides. It is a transcript of the gene KLHL21, whose product is annotated as kelch like family member 21. NCBI's taxonomy places the organism in Eukaryota, Metazoa, Chordata, Testudines, Cheloniidae. Gene Ontology annotation, molecular function: protein binding. The record is from RefSeq and is a predicted model, not a curated record. The coding region runs from base 247 to 2088 and encodes 613 amino acids. The transcript is spliced from 5 exons.